AUGGCGUGGCAGGAUGCAUCCGAAACCCAGCAGUUUCUAUUUUCUCAACUCCUUCAAAAUUGUGAUUCUGAGUUGGAAAUGAAGAAUUGGAAAUCACAGAAAGCAAUAUCAUGGUCUUCUCCUUCAACAAAUUCAUCAAAUUAUUCGGAGUGUAACUCUCCAUUGUCAAGCAUCAGUCAAUCGAGCCAGUGUGCUGUUACAGAGAAUGAUGAAAACUGCCGAGCAGUGGCAAUCCAAACGCCAACUAGUAAGCGAAUAAGAAAUGUCCGGAGGAGUGACAAGCAUUAUUGUGCUGUGUGUGGUGACAAGCCAACUGGCUAUCAUUAUGAUGUUCUGAGUUGUAAUGGAUGUAAAACGUUUUUUCGAAGAACAAUUAUCAAUAAGAGACAGUUCAAAUGCUCUAAAGGAGGGAAGUGCGACUUCAAUAAAGAUUUCCGUUGCGCAUGUCGAGCUUGUCGUUUCCAGAAAUGUAUAUUGGUCGGUAUGAAUGAAAAUGCAAUUCAAUUUCGGGACAAAGAUGAAGCUGAUUCUUCGAUGGAGAAUGCAGCUGAGUACUUUGUGGUUCCAGUGUUCAAGAGUUUUAUAAAGUAUGAGCCCGAUAAGUUGGAUGGGUUCAAGGCUCUGUCUAUUCUUGUUCAAAGAGAAAGCUUUUCCCAGUCAAUUCGUAAGCCAGGAUACCCUAUUGUUACAAAUCAUAAGUUAUCUACUAUUCUUAGCAAUCCCAACAUCAUAGGAUCAAAUAGAAUCAAAGAUACUAGUGAUGAUAAAGCUUGGAGACAGGAAGUGUACUGCCAAAAUCCGAUCAAAUUCUGGAUGAUCGCUGAUUUGUUUUUAUCCGUAGAAUUCGCGAAAACAUUCAAUUCGUUCAGAAAAUUAACUCUCAGAGACCAGAAUAUAUUAUUAGGAGAGAUAGGUGGAAUUUUACAAAUUAUAUCUCAGUCCUAUUACUCUAUUAUGGCAAAAUCAGAUAGUAUGGUUUUCCCAGACGGAAUCAAUGCACUCCAAUUCCGAUUGAAAAACGGAGUUCAAAGUUAUGAAGAAUAUUAUCGAACAGUUUAUUGCAAACCUGUUGCUAUGUUGAGAGAACUCGAAUUAAAUGACUCAGAAUAUGUUUUCUUCAAAACACUCGCUCUAUUUAGUGGAGAUUCUCCCGAAAUGUCAGAAGAGGGACGAAAAAUAAUUGGUUCUGCACGAGUGAGAGUUCUCAGUUAUCUACGAGAUCACCUCAUUCAUCAACAUGGGCUUCCAUCCGGAGUGAAGAAGUUUGGAAAGAUUGUGACAGCUUUAACGUCUUUUUUCGAUGUCUCGGAGAAAAGAAGGACAUAUCUCGAGGUUUGCCACUUGAUCUCGAGGAUAUCUCUAUCACCAAUUUCGAAAUCGAUAUUUCUGAAACAGCAAGAAUAA
Molecule: messenger RNA, 1404 nt
Organism: Auanema sp. JU1783
Lineage: Eukaryota; Metazoa; Nematoda; Chromadorea; Rhabditida; Rhabditidae
Source: the annotation of a GenBank genome assembly